Molecule: messenger RNA, 1197 nt
Organism: Penicillium waksmanii
Lineage: Eukaryota; Fungi; Ascomycota; Eurotiomycetes; Eurotiales; Aspergillaceae
Product: GPI-anchored transamidase
Exons: 1
Coding region: 1-1197 (398 amino acids)
Biological process (GO): attachment of GPI anchor to protein; protein localization to cell surface; proteolysis
Cellular component (GO): GPI-anchor transamidase complex
Molecular function (GO): GPI-anchor transamidase activity
Source: RefSeq, a predicted model, not a curated record
AUGAUUUCGUUCUUCCGCUUAUUGCAGGCGCUUUGUCUCCUGCUUCUCGUCAGCUUCGUCGCUGCAGAACAUACUUCCAACUGGGCUGUACUGGUCUCCACAUCCCGAUUCUGGUUCAACUACCGCCAUCUCGCCAAUGUCCUUUCCCUCUACCGAACUGUCAAGCGGCUCGGCAUUCCAGACUCGCAGAUCAUUCUGAUGCUUCCCGAUGAUAUGGCUUGCAAUCCUCGAAACGCUUUCCCCGGAACCGUCUACAGUAACGCGGACCGCGCCGUCGACCUGUACGGCGAUAAUAUCGAGGUUGAUUACAGGGGCUAUGAAGUGACAGUCGAGAACUUCAUUCGACUAUUGACCGAUCGGCUCGACGAAGAUGUCCCACGCAGCAAGCGUCUUGGAUCCGAUGCCGGUAGCAACGUAUUGGUGUAUAUGACCGGUCACGGCGGAGACCAGUUCCUAAAGUUCCAAGACGCGGAGGAGAUUGGCGCGUGGGAUUUGGCCAAUGCAUUUGGGCAAAUGUGGGAGAAGAAGCGCUACCAUGAGCUUCUUUUCAUGAUUGAUACGUGCCAGGCCAAUACGAUGUACACGCAUUUCUACUCGCCCAAUAUUGUUGCCACGGGCUCUAGUGAGCUGGAUCAGUCCUCCUAUUCCCACCACGCCGAUAACGAUGUUGGAGUCGCCGUCAUCGACCGCUGGACCUAUUAUGUACUAGAGUUCCUGGAGACACAAGUGACGAGCGCCAAUUCCAAGUUGAAUCUUGGAGAUCUUUUUGAUUCCUAUGACGAGUCGAAGAUCCAUUCACAACCUGGUGUGCGAUGGGACUUGUUUCCUGGCGGUGAACAGGAAGGCCGCUUGCGCACUGUCGUGGAUUUCUUCGGUAAUGUGCAAAACGUCGAAGUCGAGAACGCCAACGCCACAGAGCCUGGGUCUCUUAAGGAGGAUCUAGCCGAAAUCGCACGAUUGGCGGAGAAGUGGCGCAAGCGCGGUGAAGAGUACUCUGCCAUCCUUGGCAACUCCACUCAGUCUGAUAAUGAAAAUAAGCACUCUUCUUCUGUCGGAUUGGCUCCCAAGAAGACUGUUGGCCCGACGAAGAUGGCCGAGGAUAACAGCUGGGGCAAACGACUGGUCGGUCUAUCUGUCGUCGGUGCAUGCACUGCAGUCUGGGUUGCCGGGUCGAUAUUGGGCCGUUCAGUCAACUGA